Caenorhabditis elegans is the source of this 610-nucleotide messenger RNA. It is a transcript of the gene ndub-2, whose product is annotated as putative NADH dehydrogenase [ubiquinone] 1 beta subcomplex subunit 2, mitochondrial. The coding region runs from base 10 to 492 and encodes 160 amino acids. Gene Ontology annotation, cellular component: mitochondrial inner membrane; respiratory chain complex I. Lineage: Eukaryota; Metazoa; Nematoda; Chromadorea; Rhabditida; Rhabditidae. The transcript has 2 exons. The record is from RefSeq and is marked reviewed.
GUUCUGACCAUGUUGGGGAACAAAUUCGUUGCUCAGUUGGCUCUGCAGCACCUCCGCAAUCGAGGACUCGUCAAUUCCCCAUCUCGUCUGACUUUUGUUCGAAAUCGAUUUGCUUGGGGAUCUGAUGCUGUUGGUCCAAAUGUUCCAGUUGGAGGAAAGAUGGGAGCUUCGGAGAAUCCAGAAUUGCACACCUAUGAUGGAGACUACCGCGGUACCAUCUCGAAGGGGGAUAAGCCAAUUCCAGAUUACUUCUACCGUACUCCAACAACUGGUCGAACCUACAUCGAUCGUUGUGUAACCUAUUUCAUCUCAGCUGUCAUUUGGGCGUGGUUCUCGUACCACAUGUACUAUCAUUCUGGCCAUCUCUUGGGACAUUGGUACAUGCCAUACUUGAGCGAGUUCACGGAUGAAGAGCUCGGAAUUCCAAAGGAUUCUGCCGAAGAUCCAGAAUACUGGGGCAACCACAAGAAAGAAUAUGGAACUUAUCGAUAAAUAGUUGACAGAAUGUUUUUAGUUCAUUCAUAGUCUCAUUCUUCUUGAAACGACUUGACUUUUAUUUUUAACCGUUUCCUGUAUGCCUGAUUGUAAUUCAAUAAAGUGGCUUCGAAUA